This is a messenger RNA of Schistocerca gregaria, 600 nucleotides long. RefSeq names its product metaxin-2-like. The coding region runs from base 1 to 600 and encodes 199 amino acids. Gene Ontology annotation, cellular component: SAM complex. Gene Ontology annotation, biological process: mitochondrion organization. The record is from RefSeq and is a predicted model, not a curated record. The transcript is spliced from 3 exons. NCBI's taxonomy places the organism in Eukaryota, Metazoa, Arthropoda, Insecta, Orthoptera, Acrididae.
AUGCAAGAACAGAUGAGACUCGGCGAUGUGAAAGCUUUGAGCAAGCAGUUCCGCGCGGUAUCUGUUGUGAGGACGCGGCUGACACUGAGGGACGUUUCCCUGUACGUGCAGAAGGACACGCAAGACCUGCCGUUGCCCGAGACGGCCGAGUGCUUGGCUGCCAAUGCUCUGCUGCGCAUCUGCGGACUGCGGUUCGACCUCUGCGAGAAGCACAACACCGAGUACAUGUCUCCCUCUGGUCGGGCGCCCUUCGUCAAGUGUGGAUCAGACAUUGUUUCUGAAAUGGAGCCGAUAGCGCGCUACCUGUGUGGGCGUGGCGUGGCGGCUUGCUCGCGCCUCGACAGCGCGGAAGGGCCGCGGCUGCGCGCGCUCUGCUCGCUGCUGCAGUCGUCGCUGUCGGCCGCGGAGCUGCGCGUCUGCUGGCUGCACGACGCCACGCGGCGCUCCCUCACCGACCCGCGCGUCUCCAGCGGCUACCCGUGGCCUCUCUGCCGGUUCGUCGCCUUCCAGAAGAGGCGGCGCGCGAUACACUGGCUCAGGGCGGUUGACGGCGCCAAGUUUUCGCUGGAGCAGCUAUACGAUCAGGUAACGGCACCUUAA